AAAGGGGGCGCUAGAGCAGCCAACGUAGAGAAGAUGAGUUGGUUAUUACAUAUAUGAAUUAUCGUUAGAAUCUUUUUUUUUUUUUACAUAACAUAGAUCUAGAUUUAAACCAACAAACGGUGCCGGGUUUGUUUUCGGCUUUGCUUUCUAUUUUACUUCGUGUGGUCUUUGUAUCACCUCGGCAUCAUUCUGUUCAAUCUAAUAUUUUAAUAUUUUUAGAAUACUUUGAUUGAUACCAGUGCGACCCCACCUCGUCCAUUUACAUUCUGCAGGCAUAGUAAACAAGGACUGGGAUAACGGAAUUUUUAAGCCAAUCAAAAAUCCGGACAGUAGAUGUGUUAACCAAUCCAAAUAGAUCUAACUGCAUCCCCGCUGAACGCUCGACUUCACUGGGUGGACUGCACAUUUCUGUUGGAUAGAUUUGAAUCUGCAAUUCAUAGUGUUUUUGAGUCAACGAUCAAGAUAAAGAUGCAGUUCAUGCUGCUGUUCAGUCGGCAGGGUAAGCUGCGGCUGCAGAAGUGGUAUGUUCCCCUGUCAGACAAAGAGAGGAAGAAGAUCUCCAGGGACCUGGUCCAGACCAUUCUAGCCCGUAAGCCCAAGAUGUGUUCCUUCCUGGAGUGGAGGGACCUCAAGAUCGUCUACAAGAGAUACGCCAGUCUGUAUUUCUGCUGUGCGGUGGAAGAUCAAGACAAUGAGCUCAUCACACUGGAGAUCAUCCACAGAUACGUAGAGCUGCUGGAUAAGUACUUUGGCAGUGUGUGUGAGCUGGACAUCAUCUUUAACUUUGAGAAGGCCUACUUCAUCCUGGAUGAGUUCCUGCUAGGAGGAGAGGCUCAGGAGACCUCCAAGAAGAACGUACUGAAGGCUAUAGAGCAGGCCGACCUGCUGCAGGAGGAAGCUGAAGCCCCACGGAGUGUCCUGGAGGAGAUUGGCCUGACAUAAACUCCCUCCAUCACUGCCCCAACUAUCUCCCUCUCUUUACUCUCUCUCUCUUCACGGGGCCCAAACAUCUUGUUCUCUCCUUUCAAUGUGCUGUUGUGUUGUCUUGUACUAAAACUCUUAUCAUGUUGUUAAUGUUACUUGUGCCAACUGUCAACUGUUCCUUUUUUUAUUUUUGUGCCUCGUCAAACACCUUUUGAAACCCCUGGGGUAUAUAUGCAGCCAGUGGCCACAAACUACACCAAUAAUAACUGAAAUCUCACCCACCUUCCUUAAGUCCGUGUUUCUGUUGUACAUGACAUGUCCGUGACGGGCACUUUAACUCCAGUCUCGUCUAGAGAAUUUAAAACAAUUCAAAGUAUAUCAUAAACAGUAUGAAACCCCAUGUUUACUUAAAUGGGAUGUUCACAAGUAAAAGAAAGCAAAACGAUGUCAGUAUUUUUAAAGAAGUGUUACAGUUUAAAGUAUUCAUGUUCAUUCUUUCAUUGUUUUGACCAAAGAACACUGUGUUAUAAUCAUAUCUUUUUGAAGAUAAAUGGUGUUUAGGGGGAAAAUAUGUGCUCUCUCAGGGUUGGGGUCAAUUCUAUUUAAAUUCCUAUCAAUUCAGAAAGUAAACCAAUUUACACUUUUUACUCAUUGAAAAUCACAGAAGGAAAUGUGCAUUGGAAUAUCAGUGUAUUCCUGAAUUUAAAUGGAAUUGACCCAAGCCUUGCUCUGUAUAGCCUGAGUCCCAGAUCUUUGUGCUGUCUUGCUACCUCCUGUGUCGUUCAAUAUGUUCAGUUGGGAAGACAGCACAAACACACCUGUGACUCCUCCCACUCUGCAUGCUUUAAAAGGCAAGGGAAGAGUAACACUGGGGACUCCGCCCACUCUGCAUGCUUUAAAAGGCAAGGGAAGAGUAACUCCUCCCACUCUGCAUGCUUUAAAAGGCAAGGGAAGAGUAACUCCUCCCACUCUGCAUGCUUUAAAAGGCAAGGGAAGAGUAACACCGCCCACUCUGCAUGCUUUAAAAGGCAAGGGAAGAGUAACUCCGCCCACUCUGCAUGCUUUAAAAGGCAAGGGAAGAGUAACACCGCCCACUCUGCAUGCUUUAAAAGGCAAGGGAAGAGUAACUCCGCCCACUCUGCAUGCUUUAAAAGGCAAGGGAAGAGUAACUCCUCCCACUCUGCAUGCUUUAUAAGGCAAGGGAAGAGUAACACCGCCCACUCUGCAUGCUUUAAAAGGCAAGGGAAGAGUAACUCCGCCCACUCUGCAUGCUUUAAAAGGCAAGGGAAGAGUAACUCCGCCCACUCUGCAUGCUUUAAAAGGCAAGGGAAGAGUAACUCCGCCCACUCUGCAUGCUUUAAAAGGUAAGGGAAGAGUAACUCCUCCCACUCUGCAUGCUUUAAAAGGCAAGGGAAGAGUAACUCCUCCCACUCUGCAUGCUUUAAAAGGCAAGGGAAGAGUAACUCCUCCCACUCUGCAUGCUUUAUAAGGCAAGGGAAGAGUAACUCCGCCCACUCUGCAUGCUUUAUAAGGCAAGGGAAGAGUAACUCCGCCCACUCUGCAUGCUUUAAAAGGCAAGGGAAGAGUAACUCCUCCCACUCUGCAUGCUUUAAAAGGCAAGGGAAGAGUAGCGUAACUCCGCCCACUCUGCAUGCUUUAAAAGGCAAGGGAAGAGUAACUCCGCCCACUCUGCAUGCUUUAAAAGGCAAGGGAAGAGUAACUCCGCAUGCUUUAAAAGGCAAGGGAAGGGUAACACUGGGGACUCCUCCCACUCUGCAUGCUUUAAAAGGCAAGGGAAGAGUAACACUGGGGACUCCGCCCACUCUGCAUGCUUUAAAAGGCAAGGGAAGAGUAACUCCGCCCACUCUGCAUGCUUUAAAAGGCAAGGGAAGAGUAACUCCGCCCACUCUGCAUGCUUUAAAAGGCAAGGGAAGAGUAACACUAGUGAAAAUGAACAAAAAGGGAUUCUGUUACUCAUCAAACUUCUCUUCGUCACACAAUGUUUUACCUGUCAAUGAAAAUGCAUUUAGGGCACUUGAUUCGUAGCCUGGUUCUGACCUGAAUUCUGUUCAUGAAGUGAUCGUGAAACUGGAAUAUUCUAGUUGAAUCAUAACAGGCUACUUGUUAUUGAGGAAGGUUGUGACAAUUGAAGCACAAAUCAUGAGGUACUCCCACUAUAUCACUGCCUGUGCUUAGUGCACACGGACAUGACCAGUUAUUGAAUUGUUUACACAAACCAUUGGUUAAAGAAGCCUAAAACCUGUUGCAAUUCCCUGUCUACCAUACAGACUGCUCCUUUACCAAUGACCAGAAUGGGGUCCUGUGACGACAUUUAAUGUUCAGCUUGUACUGUAUUUGCUCUUUAACUGUGGUGACAUCCCAAAUGGCACCCUAUUCCCUACAUAGUGCACUACUUUUGGCCAGAGCCUAUGAAGAAGUGCACUAUAUAGGGAAUAGGGCACCAUGUCUUGCUCCUGUGUACAUUAUGAACCAUUUCAAAGUAUUGCAUUUUAUUUUACACAGACAACUGUCACUACUUCAGUUCUCUCAAAUACUGUUAAUCAUUAAAACAAUACAUGUCUAUGGAUUAGCAGAAUG
Messenger RNA from Oncorhynchus kisutch (coho salmon), 3522 nucleotides. RefSeq names its product AP-1 complex subunit sigma-2. The coding region runs from base 469 to 942 and encodes 157 amino acids. The record is from RefSeq and is a predicted model, not a curated record. Lineage: Eukaryota; Metazoa; Chordata; Actinopteri; Salmoniformes; Salmonidae. Gene Ontology annotation, molecular function: clathrin-cargo adaptor activity. Gene Ontology annotation, cellular component: AP-1 adaptor complex; membrane coat. Gene Ontology annotation, biological process: intracellular protein transport; vesicle-mediated transport. The transcript has 5 exons.